This is a messenger RNA of Trichomonas vaginalis G3, 681 nucleotides long. Its product is annotated as protein kinase regulator protein. The transcript has a single exon. Bases 1 to 681 code for a protein of 226 amino acids. The record is from RefSeq and is a predicted model, not a curated record. Lineage: Eukaryota; Parabasalia; Trichomonadida; Trichomonadidae. Gene Ontology annotation, molecular function: protein kinase regulator activity. Gene Ontology annotation, cellular component: cytoplasm; protein kinase CK2 complex.
AUGUCGGGGCCGCGUUUUCAGCAUAGUGAUCAAGGCAAAUUUGCCAAACACUCUGUUAUAUCAGAUACAGAAAGCUCAGAUGAUUCAGAUAAAGAUAGUUUAAGUUGGAUUGACUCAUUUCUUGACCAACCAGGCAGUGAUUGGUUCUGCCGUAUUCCAGAAACAUAUAUCAACGACGGAUUUAAUGUAUACGGAUUAGGGCUUAAUGCUCCUCACGAAAAAUUAGCAUUUAAACAAAUACUUGGAAAAGUCUCUGAAUCAAGCGAUUCUUUUGAUUCAGAUAGCGAAGACGAGAUAGAAAAAUGUGCAGAAAAUCUAUAUGGUCAGAUACACGCAAGAUAUAUUUAUACAGACGAAGGAAUGAGCGAAAUGAUACAAAAAUUCAAGGAAGGAGUAUUUGGAAUAUGUCCAAGGUACUCUUGCAACGGGCAUCAUCUCCUUCCGAUAGGAUUAACAGAUAAGCCUGGAGUAAGUACUGUGAAAUUAUACUGUUGUCACUGCAAACAAUUAUACCAUCCAGAUCCGGAACACGCUGUGAUAGAUGGCGCCUUCUUUACAAGAAGUUUCCCGCCUUACUUGCUCUUAGAACUUUCUACGAAAGAUAAGAAAGGAGUUCAUCAGACAGAACCAUCGAUGUUUACUAGCGAGUCACAGUCAGCGGCUCGUGUGUUUGUGAAAUAA